AUGGGUCAAUUCAAGAAAGAAAAGCAAAGAGUAGCCCGUGACAAGGCUGGUGGUGAUGAUCGUGCAAAGAAUUUGAGAGUCAAGGGUGAAAACUUUUACAGAGAUGCCAAGAAGAUCAAGUACAUCAAUAUGCUUAAGGGUGGUAAAGCCACUCGUAAUUCUCAAGGCAGAAUUAUCCAAGCUGCCGAAUUCCAAAGCACUGAAGUCAAAACUGCUCGAGUUGCUCCCAACAGAAAGUGGUUUGGUAAUACUAGAGUUAUUGGACAGAAGGCUCUCGAGGAUUUCCGUGAAUCAUUAGCAGCCAAAGUGGAUGAUCCUUACCAAGUUUUGUUAAAGCAAAAUAAAUUACCCAUGUCUCUUUUGCAAGAUUCAGCCAAGCAAGGUCGUAUGCACAUUCUUGAAACCGAUACUUUCAGCAACACAUUCGGUAACAAGGCUCAAAGAAAGAAGCCCAAAUUGAACAUUGGAUCAAUGGAGGAAUUAAUGACUCGAGUCGACGAUACUCAUGAAACAUACAAGUCUGAUAAGGAUAGCAGUUUGUUGGCUAACAAGGAAUCCGAUUACACAGAUGCCGCUCGUGCCUGGUAUCUCCAAGCUGGUCAAUCUAAGCGUAUCUGGAAUGAAUUGUAUAAGGUCAUUGAUUCAUCCGAUGUUAUCAUUCAUGUUCUUGAUGCUCGUGAUCCCAUCGGUACUCGUUGUCGCAACAUUGAAAACUUUAUUAAGAAGGAAAAGCCUCACAAGCAGCUGAUUUUCGUCCUCAACAAGUGUGAUCUCGUACCUACCUGGUCUACUGCUCGUUGGGUGUCUCAUCUUUCAAAGUCUGCUCCUACUCUUGCUUUCCAUGCUUCCAUCAACAACUCCUUUGGUAAGGGUUCUUUGAUUCAACUUUUGCGUCAAUUCUCCUCUUUGCACAGCGACAAGAAGCAAAUUUCUGUUGGUUUCAUUGGUUACCCCAACACUGGUAAGUCUUCCAUUAUCAAUACUCUCAAGGCCAAAAAGGUGUGUACCGUUGCUCCUAUCCCUGGUGAGACAAAGGUCUGGCAGUACAUCACUUUGAUGAAGCGUAUUUACCUCAUUGAUUGUCCCGGUGUCGUUCCUCCUAAUGUUGAUGAUGGAGAAGUCGAUAUUAUCUUGAAAGGCUCAGUUCGUGUGGAAAAAAUGGCCAACCCCGAAGAUACCAUCCCUACUAUUUUGGAGCGCGUUAGACAUGAAUACCUCAAAAGAACUUACGGUCUCCAAGGCUGGGAGGAUCACACUGACUUUUUGGAGCAAAUUGCUAGAAAGACUGGUAAAUUACUCAAGAAGGGUGAGCCUGAUGUUCACAAUGUGUCUAUUAUGGUUCUCAAUGACUGGCUCCGUGGCCGUAUUCCCUUCUAUGUUCCUCCUCCUGAGGCUGUCGAGCCUUUGACUGCUGAACAAAAGGAAGAAAAGAAGAAUAAAUUUGGUGUCGAGCAAAUGUUUGCAAAGAUCAAUGUUACCAGUGAUUAUCUGGAGGAUGAUUUAGCAAACAAUGCUCAAUUAGUUGCUGAAGAGCGUGCUAGAGCCAAAGCCAAGAAGGCUGAAGAGGCUGCUGCUCGUGCAUAUGCCGAAGGCACUGCUGAAAAGCCCAAGAAAUCCAAGCCUGCUGCUGCUGCUGAAUCCGAGAUUACUGAUUGGGAUGAAGUCUUCGAGAGCGUCGUCGGUGAAGAGGGUCCCAUUGUCAAGGCACCUGUCAUUGAAGGUGAAGAGGAGGUUGAGAACGAUGUUGAUAGCGAGCUCGAAAUGAGUGGAGCCGAAGAGGACGAAGAGGAAGCUGAGGAGGAAGAAGAGCAACCUGCCAAGAAGGUCCGAGUGAAUAACAACGAAUUUGAAGCUGAUAAGAAGGGUAAAAAGGCCGGUGUUCAUUAUUACGAGACAGCAAAUGUUAAGAACAAGAACCGCAACAAGGUCAAGCCUGAUGAACAAAAGAAGAAGGUGCUCAACUCUCGCUUAAAGGGGUCUGCUGUCUCUGGAUCCAAGCGUAAGAGAAACUAA
This is a messenger RNA of Mucor velutinosus, 2013 nucleotides long. RefSeq names its product RNA-binding component of cleavage and polyadenylation factor (gene YTH1). The transcript is spliced from 3 exons. Gene Ontology annotation, molecular function: GTP binding. Lineage: Eukaryota; Fungi; Mucoromycota; Mucoromycetes; Mucorales; Mucoraceae. The record is from RefSeq and is a predicted model, not a curated record. Gene Ontology annotation, cellular component: nucleolus. Bases 1 to 2013 code for a protein of 670 amino acids.